This is a messenger RNA of Ectocarpus siliculosus, 2018 nucleotides long. NCBI's taxonomy places the organism in Eukaryota, Phaeophyceae, Ectocarpales, Ectocarpaceae. The record is from the annotation of a GenBank genome assembly.
AUCGCUCGCGCCCCGAUCCGUGGGUACCAAUCGGAGUACCAGCUUCGCCUGCAGUGACACGUGGCCACGUUAACCAACUGUAACAUUAUGGUUUUGAGACCACACUCCCCGGUAGCUCUGGUGUGUGGGCUGCUGAAUGUGUGCGCUGCGUUCGUGCCCAGCAACACCGCCGGCGGGAUGGGGUUGAUACCCAUCGCUGCCUCAGCACCUUGCCGACCUGCUGCUGUGUCUACAUCUGGGUCGGGAGGCCACCCAGACCACCGGCGCCACAUGGCGGUCACGAUGGCGAGCUCGGUGGCGCCAGCUCCGAGGACGAAAGCGGAAAAAACGAGCGAGCAAUUCAAGCUCAAGGAUGGGGGCAUGGUGGAGUUUGGGAGCGGUCAGCGCGUUGAGGCUUCAAUAUCCGGUGCUCCUCUGGAGAGCAUGCUGGAGUACAUUAGCGAACCCUCCCGCAUUGUGUACGCGUGCUGGGAGCACAAGGAUAUCAUGGACAUGGGGGACGGCGUGUUUCGGAUGGCCUUCAGGGGGCAGAGCUUUCUGUCGAUCUCGAUCGAUAUGUCGGUAGAUAUCCAGCUGUGGACGGCGGAGGACGGCACGAUCCAGUGCAAGUCGGUGGGCUACUCGGUCGACGACAUGGCCAAGCUCUUGGGCCAGGAAUUCGUGGACACGUUCUUUUUGGAGCUGGAGGGGAAGCUGAGGGUGGAGGAGACGGUAACCAAGGUCAGGGCGCUGUCCCUGAAGAACACGCGCUUGAGUGGCGACGUGGCAGUCACAAUAGGCGGCAAGAUGCCAGGCCUCUUGUCGGCGACGCCGGAGCCUCUGGUCAAGUCGGCCGCCUUGGGGAUUAACAACAAGGUUCUUGAGUACGUGUCGAACACUUUCGUAUCCACCGUCGCCGGGGACUACCGAAAAUGGUCUAGAGAUCAAAAGCUGGUGAAAUAGGCUAGCCAAGAAAGAACGGCGCUUCAGGAACGAACGGUCCGUGCUUCUUAUUGCGUGUGAAACAACAUCUUCACGUUUCUUGGGCCGUCCUUGUCGCCAAUCUUGGUGUGCAGAGGGUGGCCGGGUUGCCCCGGGGACCCGACACUUACGGCUGCUACAGGUAAACCUAGUGUAGUUGUUUCAAACCCAGUUCCUAGGCAAAGAUGGGCGCCGCGGCACGGUCCACAGUAUGUGUGGAAACGGCACUUGCUUUUAUGUUGCUGAAGGUUUAAUAAUCUUGGGAAACCUUGGAUAUCCUUCGCCUUUCUGAGGUGUAGCGCUUUCCCUUUUUUCUGGGAUCGUGGGUAAUGUUGGAACGACUGGUUAGUGGGAGAGGAUGGAUGUACCUCCUCCUCUUCCUCCUCCUCCUACAUUUUUUUUUAUGCUCUGAAGGUGUUCCUCGCCUCCUUUGCCUCUCGGCGAUCUCUAGCCUUGACACGUGAAGAGACCUUGUUCACGGACCUAUUCUAGCGAGGGCUUACAGUCUUGGCAACAAGAGAGUUGUGGGUUGAUGUUCGAGACCAUCGUGCACGAUUUUUCUUUUGUGUUACCGGAUUUGGGAAAAGGAUGUUUUCGAAGAAACGUUCGGCUUUUUAAGUCGGACAUGGGUGUGCGAUGGACGACAGGCGAUCUAGACAUGAGACUAGUGCAUGUUUCGCCGUCUCAGACUCUCGGGUGGUUGUGUUGUAUCGGUUUCUCGAUGGGGCGCGUGUGAGAUAGUGAGACAUUGAACUCCAGCAAGCCCAACCUCAUAGAUAUUCCGGUGUGAUCCGUGAAUAUCUGGGCAAGUAAAAACGCCGGAGUUUGAAGUUUCCCUUCCGUGCGAUGCAAUGCAAGCGUUUUGACGGGCACCUGCGCAUCGGGUGUGACAUGCCCUCGAACUGGCCCCCGUUGGCGACUCGAGUACAACUGAACCGACGCGUAAAAGUGCAGUUGAUGGUGUCUACACCGCGUUCGUGUCUGUAGCACACAACGUGUACCAUGUUCGCGUGUACUUUAGCUAAAGUGUUAUUGUCGAGAUCGUUUUGUUCCUGGGG